Molecule: messenger RNA, 2234 nt
Organism: Capsicum annuum
Lineage: Eukaryota; Viridiplantae; Streptophyta; Magnoliopsida; Solanales; Solanaceae
Product: protein PLASTID TRANSCRIPTIONALLY ACTIVE 14
Exons: 13
Coding region: 304-1827 (507 amino acids)
Biological process (GO): chloroplast organization; plastid transcription; peptidyl-lysine monomethylation
Cellular component (GO): chloroplast thylakoid; plastid-encoded plastid RNA polymerase complex
Molecular function (GO): protein-lysine N-methyltransferase activity; protein binding
Source: RefSeq, a predicted model, not a curated record
CAUCGAUUCUUUUGAGGACCACCGUGACAACACAUUUUAAAACCUCAUUCGGUCAACUAUUCUUUUAUCCCCUCACUUCAGGUAUCAACUGUAAAUAAAAAAUUACGUAUAUAAAAUUCCCUAGAAAUUAAUUAGCAGUAUGGAAUAAAAUAGGAAAAAAAGUAGUACUAAUAAACCCCGGAAAAACCCCUAGCAUUCUAUCUCAGUUGUUUUGCUGACAGUAAAGUGGAUAACGUUUUCAAGAACCCAAAUUUCCAUAUAAAACAAUAGUUUCUAUACUCAAAUUCCACUAAAUUUUUAGGAAUGGUUUCUUCCACCAUUCUAAUUCAGCAACCAACCAACUUCUUCCACCACCCAGAGUUGCACAAUCAGUUAUGGAGAGGAGGUGUGCAGCAUGGAUUGCAGAAGCACCCCAUUUUAGUAUGUAAUAGUAACAAGAGAAGCAGACAUUUGAGAGUUUGUGCAAGUGCUAAUGGUGCUGCUACUUCUUCCACUUUGGAGGCCUAUGAUUCUUCUCCCUCUCCUUCUUCAUUUCCUCUUUUUACACCUCCUUCUCAACCCCAAGAUACUCCUGCUUCCCAGUUGGAACUGGCAGAUCCUGAUUUCUACAAAAUAGGAUAUGUUAGAAGUUUUCGAGCCUACGGAAUUGAAUUCAGGGAGGGGCCAGAUGGGUAUGGAGUGUUUGCUUCCAAAGACGUGGAGCCUCUUCGUCGAGCUAGGGUAAUAAUGGAAAUUCCUCUAGAACUGAUGUUAACAAUAAGCAAAAAGCUUCCUUGGAUGUUUUUUCCAGAUAUCAUACCUUUAGGACAUCCAAUAUUCGACAUUAUCAAUUCAACCAAUCCUGAGACAGAUUCGGACUUGAGGUUGGCAUGUCUUCUUUUAUAUGCUUUUGAUUGCAAGGACAACUUUUGGCAGCUUUAUGGAGACUUCUUGCCUAGUGCUGAUGAAUGUACUAGCUUUCUUCUAGCUACUGAGGAGGAUCUUUUGGAGUUGCAAGAUGAGAAGCUUGCUUCAACCCUGAGAGAACAGCAACAUCGGGCACUUGAGUUUUGGGAGAAAAACUGGCAUUCUGCAGUACCUCUCAAGAUUAAGCGUCUUGCUCGGGAUCCUGAGAGAUUUAUUUGGGCAAUGAGUAUAGCACAAUCUCGAUGCAUCAACUUGCAGACUAGAAUUGGUGCACUGGUUCAAGAUGCAAAUAUGUUGGUACCUUAUGCUGACAUGAUGAAUCAUUCUUUUCAGCCAAAUUGCUUUUUCCAUUGGCGCUUCAAGGACCGCAUGCUGGAGGUGAUGAUAAAUGCAGGACAAAGAAUUAAAAAAGGCGAUGAGAUGACUGUUGAUUACAUGGCUGGACAGAAGAAUGACUUUUUUAUGCAGAGAUAUGGUUUCUCAUCACCUGUGAAUCCUUGGGAUGUUAUUAAUUUCACCGGCGAUGCCAAAAUUCAUCUAGACACCUUCUUAUCAGUCUUUAACAUAUCUGGCCUCCCUGGAGAAUACUACCACAACACAGGUAGGCUAUCAAAUGAUGGAGAUGGGUUCGUCGAUGGAGCAAUCAUAGCAGCAGCAAGAACGUUGCCUACUUGGUCAGAUGGAGAUCUCCCUCCAAUUCCAAGUUUAGAGAGGAAAGCAGUGAAGGAACUGCAAGAAGAAUGCCACCAGAUGCUUGCAGAGUUCCCCACAACUUCUGAUGAAGACCAGAAAAUCCUAGAUUCGAUGCCCGAAUGCAGGAGAACAUUUGAAGCAGCAAUAAAGUAUAGAUUACACCGGAAAUUACUGAUAGAAAAGGUUAUACAGGCAUUGGACAUUUACCAAGACAGGAUUCUGUUCUAGAACAUGAAUAACAACAGGAUAUGAAGUAAUCAUUGCCAGAAAUCAUGUAGCCGUAGCAGACGGCGCCAAGAAUAUGGUUCCAUUGCAGCUAUCCAGAAAGCUUUAUCAAUCACAAAUGCUUUUGCAGCUCAUUGUUAAGAACAUUUGAGGGCUUUGGUUGGUUUGGGGAGGGGCUAGGAAGUAGUUAGUAAUGGUGUACAGGUGGAAAAUGCCUUGUACAUUAGUUUUGGAAAGAUAGGAAGUGAAGAAAAAUGGAAGUUUCUCUGUAGAAAUCAUUGAUGAAAAUGAAUGAUAGUUUUGCACUUUUAUUUACUGAGGAAUAAAGAACUAUGAGUUAUUAUGACAAAAAUGGAAACAAAGCAGGCCAAAAGACGAUCAAUAAUAACUAUGCUUCAAGCUUUUAUAAA